AGUGUAUCACAUUACAACUAACAUACACUUCACAAGUUCUCUGGGACAGAGUAGUUCAAACCCAGCUACUCCAGUCAAAACUUCAGGAGACAGAGGGCACUCUAGAUUCUCAAACUGGUUUAAAGAAGAAAUAUCCUGGACUUUAGAAGAGUUACAUUGAAAGAACAGGAGGACAUUUUAAUCUCUGUCUAUUUGCCGGCCAUAUCAUGGAACUAAAAUUCAUAUUGAAGACUUUUAAAUCUAAUAUUUUUGGCCUUGAUACUGUGUUUUUUCUACUCAUUCUCUUUAGAUAAAGAAAACAGAUGAUUGGGAGUCACUAACAUCUAUAAAAUAUAUUAAAGUGAUUAAAUUUAAAGUCUCUAUUAUCUAAGUCACUGAACAUAAUAGUUUGUACUAUUUUCUAUUGUCCAUGAAAUGUUCAAUUGACUGGAGUUAUGAUUGUUAAUAAAUGGAUUAUGGAGAUAUCAAAUAGGCUAAGAGUUGCCUGGCUGACAACAUGGAUUUAAGAAAGAUUAUUUUCAGUCUUUUUGUGCUUUAUCCUGUCAUUCACUGUGAGGUCUCAGAACAUCUCUCUUUAUUCAUACUUCUGAAAAAGUACUGUGAAGCUCUAUCAUCCUUCUCCAAUGUUACAGGUCUCUAUUGCAAUGCGACGACCGAUGAAAUUGGAACUUGCUGGCCAAAGAGUAGUACGGGUCGAAUCGUAGAAAGACCAUGUCCAGAGUAUAUUAAUGGGGUCAAAUACAACACGACGAGAAAUGCAUACAGGGAAUGUUUAGAAAAUGGGACAUGGGCUUUUAAGAGCAACUACUCCAACUGUGAAGCAAUCUUGGAAGAAAAGAGGAAGUACCCUAUGCACUACAAGAUUGCCCUGAUUAUCAACUACCUAGGGCACUGUAUAUCAGUUGGGGCUCUCAUUGUGGCAUUCAUGCUUUUUUUGUGCUUAAGGAGCAUUAGAUGUCUUCGUAAUAUAAUCCAUUGGAACUUGAUCACAACUUUCAUCCUGAGGAAUGUUAUGUGGUUUCUGCUUCAGUUGAUUGACCAUAAUAUACAUGAGAGCAAUGAGCCCUGGUGUCGCCUUAUUACGACAAUAUAUAAUUACUUUGUAGUGACCAAUUUCUUUUGGAUGUUUGUUGAAGGAUGUUACCUCCACACAGCUAUAGUAAUGACCUAUUCCACAGACAAGCUGAGAAAAUGGGUCUUCCUUUUCAUUGGUUGGUGUAUUCCAUGUCCAAUAAUAGUGGCUUGGGCUAUAGGCAAGCUCUAUAAUGAAAAUGAACAAUGCUGGUUUGGUAAAGAACCUGGGAAAUAUAUUGACUACAUCUAUCAGGGACCAGUCAUUCUUGUACUUUUGAUAAAUUUUGUUUUCCUCUUUAACAUUGUGAGGAUCCUUAUGACAAAGCUGAGAGCGUCUACCACAUCUGAAACAAUACAAUAUAGAAAAGCAGUAAAAGCCACAUUAGUUUUAUUACCUCUGCUGGGAAUCACUUACAUGCUGUUCUUUGUGAAUCCUGGGGAAGAUGACAUCUCCCAAAUAGUUUUUAUUUAUUUUAAUUCUUUUCUUCAAUCAUUUCAGGGCUUUUUUGUCUCAGUAUUUUACUGUUUUCUUAAUGGAGAGGUGCGUUCUGCUGCAAGAAAAAGGUGGCACCGCUGGCAAGAUAACCAUGCUUUGAGGGUGCGAGUGGCUAGGGCAAUGUCCAUUCCCACCUCACCAACAAGGAUCAGCUUCCACAGUAUAAAGCAAACAACAGCUGUGUGACCCUGUGAAUCAGGAGUGGCCUUUAGAAUAUUUUUGCAUUCUGUUUUGAUUAUCUCUAUUUUAUUAUUAAGAGCGCAGGUUAGCUUUUAUGUUUUGUGAACUGGUGUGAGUUUUGUAUGAUUAAAACCCCAAACAAUAUGUUAUAGAUUUAGUAAAUCACAAUCUGAGAAACCCUGCCGGCCUAGGGUUAUUUCAACUACCAUGUUAAUGCUGACGUAUACUGUACCUAUCAACAUGUGAAAGCUGCAGUAAGUGUUAUGGUUAUGGAGUCUUUUACACUUAGAAAUGUUGCCUUUGUAAGUUUUUGAAAUCAAGUUCAGUUCCCUAUCCAAGGGAAUUGAAUUUGAUUCAUACAGUAUAUGUGUAUCAUACAGUAUGUCUUUGGAUUUUAGCAUGCUGUGAUAAUUCUGUGCAUACAAUAUAUUGUGAAUGACUCCUGCUGUAGGGUUGUUUCAUGGAAAGUAAGCAUGAAGAAACAAUGAUAAAAAUAUCAGAGUUUCUUUAAGAUACAUUUUAUUUUUUUAUUGUCAGUGCUAGUUUUUAUUUUUGGCCAUAGAAAAUCUGUCCUUGAGUUAGUAAAACAUCUAAAACAUAUUAUUGAAUGUCGGGGUCAUUCACAGUUUUACAAAUACUGAAAAGAAUUUGGAUAUUGGUUGGUAUUCUGACAAGUAGAAUUUGAGAAACUCUGUUACCUAAACCAUUUCCAGUUCAGUAAAACUUCAAAAUACAGUAGGUUUUGCUAGUACAGUAUAUCAUUUAAGACAAAACAAUCAGCCAGGUUUUAUAAUUCUGUAGGAUUCCAAUAAUGAUAGUAAUAUAAAAAAAAUUCAACAUUAUUUAAAAUCUUAAAACAUUCCGUGGAAGGUUUCUCUCUGGCAUCUGAUGCAGGCAUACAUUUAAACCAAAAACUGCCAUUGAAGUUUUGAAAAUACCAGUUUUCUAAUGCAAAAUAUGAAAGUUCAUGUUGAUAGUGCUGAGCAUAUGAACCAUGUGCACUACAUAUAAAAUCCUUCAACUUUAUUUUUUAAAGAAAAUAGGUAUUUGAGUAAUAUAAAGCAAAAUACAUAAAUUGUCUUAGCCCUCACCAGUUAAAGACUGAAAAUGGUGGGAUGUACUUUGUUAACACUGUGUAUACUGUAUAUAUAUAUACUGUAUUUUAACAACUACAAAACCUAGAAAAAGAAAGGCAGACUAAUUCAUGAUUUUCUUUAAACUAUUCUUUAUACUGAAAAAUAGUGAUGACGUGGCAUUGCGUUCACAAAAAAAAUUCUAGACUUUUUGGGCCUUUUUAGUCCAGAGCAUUAUUCACAAUAAUUUUUCAAGGAAUGCAUUGUACCUUUCACAAUUCAAUACAAGAUUAUAGAGUAAACCAUUUAAUAACUUUUUUAGUCUUAUAAAUCUUAGGUAAAAUAGUUUCAAGAAGUGACUGUUGAGCAUAUCUUCUGGAGAGAAACCUAUUGAGCUAACUUUAAGAUAUUUUAAUGAAAAGCCUGAACUAGCUAGAGUCAGGUAAAUGUAAUAAAAUAAAAACACAUAAAUCAAUUUAGGGCACAAUGUGUUAUUCUAAUUAAACUUAAAACCCUUUUGUCCCCUUUUGGAGUCCAUUUCAGGAAUAUACAGAAUUACAAAUUACAUGUAAUAUUAUAAAUAGAUGUAAAUUAUUAUUUUAUUACCUGAAAAAUGAACAUGACAAAUUAUUAGACAGAGUUUUAAAAUAACAUUUAUUGUUAAUUGAUGUAUGAGCCAAAAGAGAAAAUUUUAACACAUUGUUUAAGUGUAUGUAUAAAUUAUUUUAAUGAGAUAUAAACAGUUACAAACAUUUAAUUUAACUAUUUUGUUGCUUUACUUUUCACAAUUCCAUGUAUUUGGCUAAUGUUUCACCUUCUGUGUCCCCAUUUUAGAAAUAUUCAUAUUGUUAACACAUGACUAACUGGUGAAUUGUUAUUCAUUUACAUUUCAUUGGAAUUAAAAUAUUUUGAAAAAGAGUAACAGAGUAACAUUAGGCCAGCAGUUACUAUUAAUAAAUUCAGAUACCAGUAAAUAAAAAAAAAUAUAUGUUUGAUCGCUUCCCAAAUGAAAAUUUUAAUGGACUGAUUUCAAGAUUUUGUGCGUUUUUUUGUGUUAUCUGAAAAUGCUAUGUCUCCAUGUGUAUAAUGAAGUAAAACAUACUGUGAUACUUCCUUAGCUAUACAUUUUAAUUUUUCCUCUGUCUUUGACAAUGACUUUGUCCAAAUUUACAUUCUGAACAUUAUAAUAAUUAUAGUACGGAGUAAAGAUUUUGUCAUUGACCUAUCCCCCACAGUAUUAAUGUGCUCCUAUUUAAGAAAAAAAAUAAAUUCUCAGACAUAGCUGUAGAUAAAUGUUCAACUACUAGAGAAUUUUUGUUACAUCCAUUGAUCAGUGAUGUAAAAACAUACUGUAACAACAUUUUACUAGCUGCCAUUCAGACCUAGAGUUAAUUAUAAUGGACAUCAUGCUAAGAGUAUUUUUCUCAUAUUACAGCACAUUCCAUUACUGACUUCUAAUUGGUUGAUAUAUUGGUCUAACACACCAAUCUGCAUCAAGCAAUCACAUGUCUGUGAAGUUUUGAGAGUAACAUUUCACAUUCAUCAUCAAUCAAAGUUUAUUUAUCAAAUG
This is a messenger RNA of Lepisosteus oculatus (spotted gar), 4393 nucleotides long. It is a transcript of the gene crhr2, whose product is annotated as corticotropin-releasing factor receptor 2. The record is from RefSeq and is a predicted model, not a curated record. Gene Ontology annotation, biological process: adenylate cyclase-modulating G protein-coupled receptor signaling pathway; long-term synaptic potentiation; cell surface receptor signaling pathway. Lineage: Eukaryota; Metazoa; Chordata; Actinopteri; Semionotiformes; Lepisosteidae. Gene Ontology annotation, cellular component: axon terminus; dendrite; plasma membrane. Gene Ontology annotation, molecular function: G protein-coupled peptide receptor activity; peptide hormone binding; corticotrophin-releasing factor receptor activity.